GAAGGGGGGGAGGAGAAGGAGGAGAAGCAGCGACGACUGCCUGACCCCGGGAGGAGCAACUUCCGCUUCCGGUGCGCGGCCCCCCCACCCCCUCUGUGACGUCACAGGAGCCCAGCGACACCCGGGGUCAGAGCGGCCUCAGAGGAAAAUUGUUUGGAUCAUUUCCAGAGUAUUUUUUAAAAAAACAAUGGGUGACACAAAGGAAGCUUGUGUUACUGAACCACAGAGAACAGAACAGCGAAGUGAUUGCACUUUAAGAGAGAAAAUGGUGACUGUAACACCUUACAGGCCAGAAGCGACUUUUCAAACAAUAGGACACAGUGCGAGAAUCCUGGACCCUGAGGAGGCAGAAAAACUAGAAAAAGACCGGAAUCUCGUGUCUGAUUUUAAGCAAGAAAAACUGGAAAGAGAAGCGCAGAAGAAUUGGGACUUAUUUUAUAAGAGAAACAGUACCAAUUUUUUCAAAGACAGGCAUUGGACAACUAGGGAAUUUGAAGAGUUGAAAGCAUGUAGAGAAUUUCCAGCUCAAAAACUGAUCGUCUUGGAAGCUGGCUGUGGAGUGGGAAACUGUUUAUUUCCUCUCCUGGAAGAAGAUUUGAAUAUAUUUAGUUAUGCUUGUGAUUUCUCCCCCCGAGCUGUAGAAUUCGUCAAGCAAAACCCUUUAUACAACCCUGAGCGGUGCAAUGCCUUCCAGUGUGACCUGACGAAAGAUAACCUCCUGGAGAACGUGCCAGCAGACUCGGUGGACGCUGUAACAUUGAUCUUUGUUCUCUCUGCCAUUCACCCAGACAAGAUGCAGCUGGUCUUAGAAAAUAUUUAUAAAGUAUUGAAACCAGGUGGAUGCCUACUAUUCCGAGACUAUGGACUGUAUGACCACACCAUGCUCCGUUUUAAAACCGGUCACAAACUUGGAUCAAAUUUUUAUGUUCGGCAAGAUGGAACCCGGUCUUUCUUCUUUUCCGAUGAAUAUGUGUGUCGGCUCUUGACGGCUGCAGGAUAUGAAUUGCUGGUCAAUGAAUAUGUACAGCGUGAAACUAUUAAUAAGAAAGAAGGUCUCUGUGUGCCAAGGGUGUUUCUGCAGUGCAAAUGUAAAAAGCCAAAGUGAGAAAUGUAGGACAUGUUGAAACACAAGGAUUCUUUUUACGAGUCUAAGAUGUUAGACAAGUAGUGAUCUGAGGUGAACCUCAGGACUUACAAUGGCCACUGGGCAUGUAAGGAGAAUGGAAUGAAGCAUCGUGAUGGUGAGAAGUUGGUUUGAUUUCCCAACACCUCCAAGACAGUGAGUUCCUGGCUGUGUUCUGCUCCUUAUAUGAACAUGAUUGUGUGCACAUUGCCAAAUUGAAAUACUUCCCACUCUCUGGAACUAUAUUGUUUUUAUAAAAUGUAAAGUUACAGAUG
This is a messenger RNA of Callorhinchus milii (elephant shark), 1398 nucleotides long. RefSeq names its product methyltransferase 6, methylcytidine (gene mettl6). NCBI's taxonomy places the organism in Eukaryota, Metazoa, Chordata, Chondrichthyes, Chimaeriformes, Callorhinchidae. The transcript is spliced from 6 exons. The coding region runs from base 188 to 1105 and encodes 305 amino acids. The record is from RefSeq and is a predicted model, not a curated record.